AUGUGGUUGCUCGUUUUAAAAGCAAAACACACAAAUGCUAAAGAUGUUAAAUCCCUGUUUGGCUUUGCUUGUAUGAAACAUGAAGUAGUAGGCCAGUACUUUAAUGACUGGAAGGAAUGUUGUUUUAAGAAUAACAUCAGCUCCAAAAGUACUCUCAGUAAAGCAUCCAAAGAUAGAGAAAGAUUUCAAGGAGGAACAGUUCAUUUGCUUGGAGGACUGUUUGCUAAAAGGAAAAGGACAUCCCUUUGGUUUGCAAUCUCCCUUCUUGUCUUGUCACUUUUUAUACUCACAACUGGCCUAGUGGCAACUACAAGGACAGAGAAUAUAAGUGUGGGAGGUUACUAUCCUGGCAUUAUUCUUGGGUUUGGAUCUUUCCUUGGUAUUAUUGGAAUCCAUCUUGUAGAAAAUAGAAAACAAAUGCUGGUAGCAUCUAUCGUGUUUAUAAGCUUUGGGGUUGUAGCAGCUUUCUCCUGUGCUAUUGUUGAUGGUGUUUUUGCAGCUCGACAUAUUGAACCUAGGCCUUUGUAUACUGGGAGAUGCCAGUUCUACGCAAGUGAAUCUGGGAUUGCAUAUGACCCUUUCCAAACUGAGGUGCCAUGCUAUACAGUCGACAGCCAGCCAUGCCAGCUACGAGUAAAAACCCAUACAUGUUACUGCUGUGAUUUAUACAACUGUCAAAGUCAAGAUCCACCCUCCAGCUACUAUGAAUUUGUGGGUGUAAACAGCUGCGAGGAUGUAGUGCACUUAUAUCGACUGCUAUGGGCCUCUACUGUGCUGAAUGUGGUGGGACUGUUCCUUGGCAUCGUCACAUCUGCUAUUCUGGGAGCCUUUAAAGACAUGGCACCAUUGAAUCACCCAAACUUCAACUCUGCACCACCUCCUCAGAUUCUGUAUAAUCCAGCCCAUCAGAUCCUAACAUACACAGGCUUCUGUUCUCCCACAACGGCUCUUCCUUCCUACGCAUCUUAUCCAAUGCCUGUGCAGCCAUCUGGCUCUUAUCCAGCCAUUUCAUCUGCAGAUAUUUCUUUAUCAGAUGACAUCCAGAAUCCAUCACAGUCCAACUCAAUGAAUGGCCUUGCUUCUAAUGCAGCCUCUCACUAUGCAUCCAGCAUUCAGUUACCAGGUGAAAAGCCGCCACCAUAUGUCCCCUAAUAAAAAUACAAAGACUAUAAAGGUACAGACAACUGCAGGAAACAAAGGAUUAAAGGGCUUGUGAGUCAUUUUAGAACACUGCUAUGAAAGAGUGGGUAUUUAAAACAAACAAAUCCAUGAAAUGUUUUGUUGUUUCAUCUGUUCUUGAAUUGAAGUCUUAAUAUUCUUGUAUAGAAGCCAUGAUUCUAUUCACAGGUAAUAAAUAAUUCCCUUAAACCUUGUAUGAUACAGUACUACUUAAUCUACACACUACAAUUUAAAGAAA
Molecule: messenger RNA, 1417 nt
Organism: Xenopus laevis (African clawed frog)
Lineage: Eukaryota; Metazoa; Chordata; Amphibia; Anura; Pipidae
Gene: tmem255b.L
Product: transmembrane protein 255B L homeolog
Exons: 11
Coding region: 1-1152 (383 amino acids)
Source: RefSeq, a predicted model, not a curated record